Messenger RNA from Cryptococcus amylolentus CBS 6039, 993 nucleotides. RefSeq lists its product as hypothetical. Gene Ontology annotation, molecular function: protein binding. The transcript has 3 exons. The record is from RefSeq and is a predicted model, not a curated record. Lineage: Eukaryota; Fungi; Basidiomycota; Tremellomycetes; Tremellales; Cryptococcaceae. The coding region runs from base 1 to 993 and encodes 330 amino acids. Gene Ontology annotation, cellular component: nucleus; preribosome, large subunit precursor; nucleolus. Gene Ontology annotation, biological process: ribosome biogenesis; ribosomal large subunit export from nucleus; ribosomal large subunit biogenesis.
AUGGACGUCUCCCAGGUAUUGGACGCGUACAAGGAGCAAAACUCCACCAACGUGCUUGCGCGCACAAACCCCGUGGCGACCGACCCCGCCCUCCUCGCCGCCUUCGACUUUACCCCCGUCGACCCCGCCGCCUACACCGACCUCGAACCCCACCUCCUCGAGCUCACCCUCACCUCCACCCAAUCCCUCAUCUCCUCCCUCUUCACCCUCCCCACCCACCCCUCCGCCCUCGGCGCCAUCACCAAAUUCCCCUUGCCGACGACGCUGCUCCCGAGGGAGAAGCCGUUGCCCAAGCCCAAGCCGGAGACCAAGUGGGAGAGGUUUGCGAAGGCGAAGGGGAUUAGUCAUAAGAAUAGGGAGAAGGAGGUGUUUGAUGAGGAGAGGCAGGAGUGGGUUUCGAGGUGGGGGAGGAAUGGGAAGAAUAGGGAGAAGGAGGAGCAGUGGUUGCAUGAGGUCAAGGCUGGUGCCGAUGCGGACCAAGAUCCCGCAAAGACUGCGCGAGCCGAGCGCAAAGCCCGAGUCAACAAGAACCUCAAACAACAACAAGCCAACAUUGCGGCCGCCGCCAAGAAAUCCGCUCCCGUCGUCAACCUCUCUGCCCCCACCCCGGGCACCGACGCCAACUCUGCGCCCCUCAGCCAAGCUCAAAAGAAGUCUGCUCGAGAAGUGCGCAAGAGCGAGCUCAACCGUUCGAUGCUUAUUAGCAAGACUUCCACGGCGUCGAUGGGCAAGUUUGAUGAGAAGAUUGAGGGGGAGCCGAAAGCGAGGGGGAUGAAGAGAAAGUUUGAGCCGACGGUGGGGAAGAGCUUUGAGGGGGAGAAGAGCUCGGCGAUGGAUGUGUUGAAGAGGGUUGAGAGGGGGGAGGGGAAGAAGGCUAGAAAGGGUGGCGAGGGGGUCGAAGGUGGGUUGAAUGCGAGAAAGGCGUUGAGGUUUAGUGGAGAGGGAGGCAAGAUGAAGCCCAAGACCACUGGCAAGAAGGGCAAGAGAAAGUAG